This is a messenger RNA of Syngnathus typhle (broad-nosed pipefish), 864 nucleotides long. RefSeq names its product small integral membrane protein 7 (gene smim7). The transcript is spliced from 5 exons. The coding region runs from base 86 to 313 and encodes 75 amino acids. The record is from RefSeq and is a predicted model, not a curated record. Lineage: Eukaryota; Metazoa; Chordata; Actinopteri; Syngnathiformes; Syngnathidae.
CAGGGCAAUCAGAAUGACCUCAUCUUAUUGGUCACAUUGUAUGGUGCGAAUGCGGAAGUGAAGCGUUAGACUGGUUGUUGACACGAUGAUCGGAGAUUUGCUGCUAUUUGGGACCUUGUUAGUGAAUGCAGGAGCUGUGUUGAAUUUCAAGCUCAAAAGGAAAGAAUCACAUGGAUUUGGAGAUGAGUCUGGGGGUCCAACGACAGGCGACAACAUUCGUGAGUUCCUGCUCAGCCUGCGAUACUUUCGUAUCUUCAUUGCUCUGUGGAACAUCUUCAUGAUGUUCUGCAUGAUUCUAUUGUUUGGAUCGUGAACAACUGUGGCUGUAGCUGGACUACCACCUGGUGACUGAUUUUUCAAGAUGGAUGCUCACAAUUCCCUGUUGUUUUUUACCUUUAAUUGUUUCUUUGCUUCUUAACAGCCUGUACAACUCGACAACAAUUGUCAUAUUUAUUUCAUCCUACAUAACUAAAAGGUUCAACAUUUGUCAUGGGCUUCUAUUGUGUCAUUGUAUCAUUGCAUAAAAUGAAAAGACAGUCUUGUCUGUUUAGUUGACCUAUUUUUAAAGUAUAAACCAACACAAUAAUAAGUAAAGAAGAAUUUGGUAUAAGCAGUUCUUAGUUGUAUGCUUAAGUUUUCUAUUUUUGUGACACACUGAAAGAUCAUUAAGUCCUUGUUUCUUUAUGAUCGACAACUUUAAAUGGAAUUUUGUCCUAUGCUUAAGAUUUUCGGGUGUUUUGUUUAUUGAUGCGUUACGUAUAGCUUCUCAAAGUACAAGUAUAUAUGUUCAAUUCUACUACUGUGGACCUCUAUGUAAAUGUUUGCUAUUAAAUGCAUGAGAAAUAAAUUACUAUUACGUAUUUA